Molecule: messenger RNA, 1635 nt
Organism: Rangifer tarandus platyrhynchus (Svalbard reindeer)
Lineage: Eukaryota; Metazoa; Chordata; Mammalia; Artiodactyla; Cervidae
Source: the annotation of a GenBank genome assembly
AUGUCUCUAAGAAAACGGCUGUUGAAGUCCAGUAACCAUGCUGAGGAAGAGGAAGAAGGCCAGAGAGACUGUACAGAGGAGUCACAAGAGACACCUAGUAAUGGUCGGGUUGAUUUAAAACAGUUGAUAUCAAAGAAGAUACAGUUGACAGCAGAGGCAGAGGAAUUGAAGCCCUUUUUUAUGAAGGAAGUUGGCAGUCACUUUGAUGAUUUUGUAACCAGUCUCAUUGAAAAAUCCGCAUCAUUAGACAAUGGUGGUUGUGCUCUCACAUCCUUUUCUAUUUUUGAGGGAGACAACAACCAUAGAGCUAAAGAUCUGAGAGCACCUCCGGAACAUGGAAAGAUUUUUGUUAUAAGGCGAUCUGUCUUAGAUGAGCUGUUUGAGGUGGACCACAUCAGAACAAUAUAUCACAUGUUCAUUGCCCUCCUCAUUCUCUUCAUUCUCAGCACACUUGCAGUAGAUUAUAUUGAUGAAGGAAGGCUGGUGCUUGAGUUCAACCUCAUGUCUUACGCGUUUGGGAAGCUUACUGUCGCUGUGUGGACGUGGCUCACCAUGUUCAUGUGUACACUUACAGUUCCUUAUUUCCUGUUUCAACGCUGGGCCAGAGGCUAUCACAGGACUGCUCAUCCAGUGGUCUAUUCUUUCAUACACUGCUUCCUUUUUGUGGUCUUCCAGACUGGAGUUCUAGGUAUAGGACCACUUUAUGUUGUGUUAGCAUAUACACUACCACCAGCUUCCCGGUGCAUCGUUAUACUUGAACAGAUUCGUUUUAUAAUGAAGGCCCACUCAUUUGUCAGAGAGAAUGUGCCUCGGGUACUCAAUUCAGCCAAGGAGAAAUCAGGCACUGUUCCAGUACCCACAGUCAACCAGUACUUGUAUUUCUUGUUUGCUCCUACCCUCAUCUACCGUGACAACUAUCCCAGGACUCCCACUGUAAGAUGGGGUUAUGUGACUAUGCAGUUUGCACAGGUUUUUGGUUGCUUUUUUUAUGUGUACUACAUCUUUGAAAGGCUCUGCACCCCCUUGUUUCGGAAUAUCAAACAGGAGCCCUUUAGCGCUCGUGUUCUGAUCUUAUGUAUAUUUAACUCCAUCUUGCCAGGUGUGCUGAUACUGUUUCUUAUUUUUUUUGCCUUUUUGCACUGCUGGCUCAAUGCCUUUGCUGAGAUGUUACGCUUUGGUGACAGGAUGUUUUAUAAGGAUUGGUGGAACUCUACAUCAUACUCUAACUAUUACAGGACCUGGAAUGUGGUGGUCCACGACUGGCUAUAUUACUAUGCUUACAAGGACUUUCUCUGGUUUUUCACAAAGAGGUUCAAGACAGCUGCCAUGCUGGCCGUCUUCGCUGUGUCUGCCGUGGUGCACGAGUAUGCCCUGGCCGUUUGCCUGAGCUUUUUCUAUCCGGUGCUCUUUGUGCUCUUCAUGUUCUUUGGAAUGGCUUUCAACUUUAUUGUCAACGAUAGUCGGAAAAGACCAAUUUGGAAUGUUCUGAUGUGGACUUCCCUUUUUGCGGGCAAUGGAGUCCUCCUGUGUUUUUAUUCUCAAGAGUGGUAUGCACGUCAACACUGCCCUCUGAAAAAUCCCACAUUUCUGGAUUACAUCCGGCCACGUUCCUGGACUUGUCGUUACGUGUUUUAG